This is a messenger RNA of Salvia splendens (bonfire salvia), 1564 nucleotides long. Its product is annotated as E3 ubiquitin-protein ligase RMA1H1-like. The coding region runs from base 738 to 1481 and encodes 247 amino acids. The record is from RefSeq and is a predicted model, not a curated record. Gene Ontology annotation, cellular component: endoplasmic reticulum. NCBI's taxonomy places the organism in Eukaryota, Viridiplantae, Streptophyta, Magnoliopsida, Lamiales, Lamiaceae. Gene Ontology annotation, molecular function: metal ion binding; ubiquitin protein ligase activity. The transcript is spliced from 2 exons. Gene Ontology annotation, biological process: ubiquitin-dependent protein catabolic process.
UUUUUGUCUGAUGCUUCUUGCGUUUAUUGCAUGUGGGUCUCUUUAGAGUGCUGUUUUUCGAUGUAAAAUAUUUUAGUUUUGUCCUUUUUAGUCUCUUCUGCUGAAGGGCCUCUCUCUCUCUAAAAUCUCUUGCUCUGGCUGGCAUUUUUUAUUUUUUCUGGGGAUAAAGAUUGAAACUUUUUCCUUUCUUGGGAAGUGUGAUACAUCUCUAUUGUUUCUUGCUGGGAUUUGGCUGCAGCGUCUUGUUUUCAGACCUCAGAUAACAUUUCAGAAUUUUAUACUAUUAAGGUUUCGGAUUUUAAAAAUGGUGACAUAAAUGAAUUGAUGCUCUUGAGUUUUUUUUCAUGUUUGUGGAUUUCCUUGAUUCUCAACUUCUUUGAGGAUUCUUGUAAUCUCCGUUUUGAAAAGGUUGAAUCUUGAUUCAGAAUUCUAUCCCCUUGUAAGAAAUUUGAAAAUAUCAGCCUACCUUGUCUGGUGAAAAGAGAGUAUGUCUGGUUUCAUAGCAUUAAUAUGCAGUUGCUUUUUCAAUUGAGCAAAGAUGUGUUAUGAUAUGUGGGAUUCUCAUUGGUUGGUUGCAUCUCCCUGAAAGGCUAUAGCAAACCUUGUUUUCUCCAAAUUGAUAUGUGGGAUUUGUUUGUUCUGCACAUGAUUGUACUAUUUUUGAUAUGAACAAGAAACUAUGAGAAUCUUGCUUUUCUUGUUCUUCACUUAAUGUUCAAAGGAAGUUAGACGUCUAAAUGGAGCGUUAUCUCCGAGGACCAGCAAGGACUUCGUGCCAAAACCUUAAAUCCUUGACCUCCACGCUUGACGAGCCCAACGCCAAUCCAUCCGCCGGCUUUGAGUGCAACAUCUGCCUAGAGCUCGUGCAGGACCCCGUGGUCACAUUGUGUGGCCAUCUCUAUUGCUGGCCGUGCAUAUACCGGUGGAUCAAAUCCCAACAAGCCUCCCCCGAGAAUCCCGACCACCAAAGCCCCCAGUGCCCGGUUUGCAAGAGCAAGGUCUCGGAAAAGACCUUGAUACCCCUCUACGGCCGUGGCCAGAGCACGGACGCCUCCAAGGACGAGCCAUCCCGUCUCAUACCGCAAAGGCCUCCGAGCCCCCGAUGCCUGACCAACCUCAUCAUUCCCAACGCAACAAGCAACUACACGCCAUACCCGUUCGAGCAACUCCACCGUAGAGGCUACAACGCCCCUCCAUCCCCUAGACGAGAUUACGGAAGCUACCCCGCGUCCCCGGUCCUCGGACAUGGAAGCAGCGCUCCACACUUGGCCGACCCCAUGAUCGGGGUGUUCGGGGAGAUGGUGUAUUCGAGAAUCUUCGGGAACUCGGAGACGACAUUGUAUACGUAUCCAAAUUCUUACUAUACAGCCGGUAGCAGCUCGCCUAGGCUGCGAUGGCAUAUGGUGCAAACUGAUAAAUCAUUGAGCAGAGUAUGUUUCUUCUUUUUUUGUUGUAUGAUGCUAUGUUUGCUCCUAUUUUGAGCUAAAUGUAUUUUCAAUGUUAUGAUUUGUACAUAUUAUAGUUUAUAUAUAUGAGCAUUAUAUACAAACGCUAGUGUUCUCAA